Molecule: messenger RNA, 987 nt
Organism: Penicillium brasilianum
Lineage: Eukaryota; Fungi; Ascomycota; Eurotiomycetes; Eurotiales; Aspergillaceae
Source: the annotation of a GenBank genome assembly
AUGACUGGACUCGCAAUGACGACUACGUCGGCCCAACCGGCCGCUGCAUCUGCGAUUCCCAAGGCCAGCCCACCCGACGAGGCACAGCAGUCAACCUCCAAAGAUCAAGAUCAAAACCGAGAGAUCACAAGAAAGAAAAUACAAAUUCCAAAGCCAAAGUAUCGUCUCCAUGCUGAGGACCUCCGCCAUCCAGAGUCUGCAUCAUUCUCUACCUACAUCCCGGAUGUGGCCGCGACUCUCGACACGGCCCUCAGCAACAUCGUCAGAUACCUCUAUACGAGCCCAGAAACCGGGUCUUCGGUGGAGGCGGAGAGUGUUCCGAAAAGAAAGCGGCCUCGGUUCAUCCCAUUUAUCCCACCGACGCGCUCAGUGACAUUAUUCCUGCGCGACUUCGACGGCGUGGCCUACACGACGGGCACGGAGUUGGAUGACGACCACAAAGAAAUUCACCUCUCACUACCGUAUAUCACGCACUGCAAAAACUCGGCAGCAAAAGCUGACCCGGUGCACGAAUUAGCGGGUGUGCUCACCCAUGAGCUAGUUCACUGCUACCAGCACACCUCGCCCCCAGACUCUGCGAAGGGCGAGAAGGAUAUCCCUAACCCACCGGGAGGUCUGAUUGAAGGUAUUGCGGACUUUGUUCGGCUUAAGGCUGGUCUGUCGCCGCCACAUUGGACGCGGCCUACGUCUUCCUCACAGAGAGAGAAGAAAUGGGAUGCGGGAUAUCAGCAUACGGCGUACUUUUUGGCGUGGAUUGAAGAUGUUUGGGCUGGUGUGGGUGCGGUUGGCAUGCUCAAUGAUCGGCUCUACAGGGUUGGUUAUGUUGGCGAAGGGGAGAAGGAUGAGGCGAAUGGUCAUGAAGGGGGCUUCUGGAAAAGUCUCUUUGGGCUUGAGGUUGCGCAAUUAUGGGAUGAGUAUGGGCAAUGGCUUGAUGAUGGUGAGAAGGCCAAAGGAAACUGGGAGGAGGAGAUUGUCAACCCAGUAUAG